AUUUUUUUCUCUUCUUCUGUGCUUGGUGUAGUCUGUGGCUGUCGGAUAGAGCAGAUCUCAGACAUGGUGUAGGAUAUCAGGAAUGGAGUAAACGAUUGAAGUUGAAGAAGGAGACGAGGCCUAUUCAGAGGCUGGAUGGGAGUGUGAAGGAUCAACGUUAGCCUUGGAUCAGGCACAGGCAGUUGGAGGCCCUCCCAUGGAGAAGGAGAAGGAGCAGGACAGUGUGGCCUUCAGUGCCAGUGUCACCAUCCCCAGCACCACCUCAGCCUCCACUGGCAGCAACACCAUAUCAAGUUCCUCCAACAGACAGCAGGCUGUACCUCAGAUAUCAGUUUACGGUGGAAUCACAGACAGACAGACCGUUCAGGUGAUGCAGCAGGCCUUAAACAGGCAGCCCAGCUCAGCGGCGGCUCAGUACCUGCAGCAAAUGUAUGCAGCCCAACAACAACACCUCAUGCUCCAGACGGCAGCUUUACAGCAACAGCACCUCAGUCUGGCCGCAGUACAGCAGGCUAGUAUAGUGGCAGGAAGACAACGCUGCAGUCAGAAUGGCACUACAUCCCAGCAAACUGUGGCCUCACAAACCACUAUAAACCUGGCAACAUCCCCAGCAGCAGCUCAUUUGAUCAGUCGAGCCCAUAGCGGGAGCUCUGUUCCUGUCUGCAUUGCCCAACAGGCCGUUCUGCUGGGAAACUCCUCCACACCCACUUUCACCGCUACCCAAGCACAAAUGUAUUUACGAGCUCAGAUGGCGCAACAAUCUAAUCUUGUGCAAGUAGCUAGAAGCCUAGGACGAGCUGUUCCUUUGUCCCCCCAGCUCAUCUUCACCCCAGCUGCCACAGUCACAGCAGUCCAACCAGACACCUCUGCACUGUCAAUCAACACAACGCCCACCAGUGGACAAGUGCAGAACUUGGCCCUCCGUAGCCAGCAGGGGGUGCUAGCUUCCUCCCUCUCUCAUACUCAGUUACAGAGUCUGAGUGUGAAACAGUCCACAGGGGCAUCAGCACAGCUCGCUGUGAACAGUCAGCCAGUUGCCCGACUGAAGUGUCUUGGAGCAGAGCCAAAUCCUCAGGGAGUUGCAGCAAAGGGCAAUCCUGCAGAGACAUCCUCUGAGACGGUGAGAAAGAAUGACAAAACCAGUGAACUCACAACACAGGAGCUAAACAUGUGUCCCAGUGUGACCUCAGUGAUGGGCCAUCCUCUCAUCAGCACAGCAUAUACUCAAAUCCAGACCCAUCAGUUGCUCCAGCAACACAAGCAGCAGUUUUUGAUACAGCAGCAGCCCCAGAUAAUGCCAAGGGGUCAAGCCAAGCUCUUAGAGGCCGCCACCAUUCAGCCCAGUCUCCAGUCCCACACAGUGAACGCUGUAGCCAUCCACCCAGCCCUGGCACCUCAGCCUCAGCACUGCCCUAUCCCUGUGCUGCCCAAAGUGCCUGUUACUUGUCAACAAGCCACCAUAUUCCAUUCCACCACUGUGAGUCAUCAGGCAAUCACACAGAAUGGACAGUCACCCAUUUUGAGCCACAACAAAACAGCACCUCAAGAACUUACAGCAGUUAACCUCCAGAUCCAACCAGCUCCUACGCAAAUGGGAGUAGUCAAACAGGAUGGGUCUGAUAAGGACAGCGCCGUUCCUCUUGAAGUCCGAGAGCUCUGCUCUGUACAGAGCCAACAGCAGCUGCUAUCCAUACCGACACAAGUGCCAACCCGGACAGAACCAUGCCAAUUGGUCAAACAAUCUGAUCAAAGCCAAGUGACAGAAAACACUGAAGCAGGCAGAGUGAAUGUGAAGGCAGGUGUGAGCUCACCUCCAGCCAUGACCUCGGGCAGCGGGAACAAUGCGCCCACUGUGACCGGCAGCGCUCCGCAAAAUGGCGAGUGUAAACCACCACCACAGGCCAUAGUGAAGCCCCAGAUCCUCACGCAUGUCAUCGAGGGAUUCGUGAUUCAGGAGGGAGCUGAGCCUUUUCCCGUUGAACGUCCAUCAUUGCUGAUAGAGAAUUUAAAGAAGCAAAAGCAGCCUCUGUCCCAGACCUCUCACAAUGCAGACUCUGAGAUGGAAGACCUUUCACAGCAAGAGCUGAAGAAACUGGAUGAGGAGCCAAGACUGUCGUGUGAAUUCUGUGGAAUUAUAGACUUUGCUUAUAACUUCAGGAGAUCCAAGCGGUUUUGUUCUACAGUGUGUGCAAAGAGGUAUAAUGUGGGAUGCACAAAGCGAAUGGGACUUUUCCCAAGAAAAUCGACCUUGGACAACUCAAAGAAACAGAGAGCCACGGAUAUCAAGAAACGGAAUCCAAGUGCUCAGACAGCCAUGGGAGCAUCUAUGUUGUCCCCACACCCCUUACAUCCUAGUCAUGGCGAGUCAAGCCAGUGCUCUGACAUGUCCAGCUAUGAAGAGCCUCUUUCACCACUGUCCGCAACAAGCUCUGGAGCCCAGAGGCUUCCAAAUGAAAACAGAUCCGAUCACAGUAGAGAGAUCUCUCUCCUCACGCAGCACUUCCUGGUUAACGACCCUGCCAGGUGGAAUGUCGAGGAUGUUUAUGAGUUCAUCUGCUCUCUACCAGGUUGCCAGGAGAUUGCAGAAGAGUUUCGCUCUCAGGAGAUCGAUGGGCAGGCCUUGCUGCUGCUGAAAGAGGACCAUCUCAUGAGCACCAUGAAUAUCAAACUGGGACCUGCACUGAAAAUCUUUGCCCGCAUCAGUAUGCUCAAGGACUCGUAGCGUUUUCCACUGUUCCAUCAAGCUCACGCCUGGAAAGGACACCCUAAACUUCUUGGAGGAUUGCUGCUCCUCAAAAUCAUGAAAAACCUGUGUAUACCUCUGGUCACAAUCAAACUAUUGUUUUAUCCUCAAAGGAUAAUUAUGUAAUUAAUUCUGGAACUCUGGUGUAGUUAGCUGUGCCAGGCCCAGAGGGCAACAAUCCAUUUUGUCAGAGUUUGAGAAAUCCCACAGAAGACAAGUACUUUACCAUUUGUGCAAACAAAUGUUCUUGAUUUUAUAGACAGGGAAAUGUAAAAAAAAAAAUGUUUUGGCUUAAACUAUUGGUCUUGCAGUGUGCCAUCAUGAGUAGGUUGUAAACUGUUCAAAUUACUUCAUCUGGCGUUUUCUGAGAAAUUCCUCAAUUUACAUGUAAUUUACAUUUCAGAUUUUGUCCUCAAAAUGACUAUCCAAGAUGUGCCUAAUAUUUUUCUAAAUAUUCCAAAGAUUAUACACAACUAUUCAAACAGGUUUUUCAUUUGCAAGUUUUAGGGUUUUAUACCAGCAUUCAGAUUUAAAGACCACAGCUACAUUUGAGAUUCAAGCCCAUCUCAGUAUGAUCUGAUUGUUUUUUCUUCUAAAUUACUUGUGUACACUAUUCUUUGGAAAUAUACAGUAGUACAGCUUGUGUCUCUUUAUUUUUACAUUUGAUCAAUUUCUGUAUUUAUUGAGAGCAAGUCUCUGAUUCUGUUUUAUAUUUGAAAAUAAAACCUGAGA
This is a messenger RNA of Myxocyprinus asiaticus (Chinese sucker), 3475 nucleotides long. RefSeq names its product polyhomeotic-like protein 2. The record is from RefSeq and is a predicted model, not a curated record. Lineage: Eukaryota; Metazoa; Chordata; Actinopteri; Cypriniformes; Catostomidae. Gene Ontology annotation, cellular component: nucleus; PRC1 complex. The transcript has 15 exons. The coding region runs from base 197 to 2722 and encodes 841 amino acids. Gene Ontology annotation, molecular function: protein binding; zinc ion binding.